Paraphaeosphaeria sporulosa is the source of this 758-nucleotide messenger RNA. RefSeq lists its product as uncharacterized. Gene Ontology annotation, biological process: negative regulation of ATP-dependent activity. The record is from RefSeq and is a predicted model, not a curated record. Gene Ontology annotation, molecular function: ATPase inhibitor activity. Bases 84 to 536 code for a protein of 150 amino acids. NCBI's taxonomy places the organism in Eukaryota, Fungi, Ascomycota, Dothideomycetes, Pleosporales, Didymosphaeriaceae. The transcript has 4 exons. Gene Ontology annotation, cellular component: mitochondrion.
GCUAGAAGUAUGAAGCCCCGUUUUCGAACAGUCAAUAGUGCAUAGCCUGAUGGUUGCUCACCCGCCUUCCAACGUCACAUGACAUGACGCAGGCCCGUGCCCAAAGCUCCAGCGUGCUCCAAUCGACUGAUCGUGAUCUCAAGCUCAUCGAACCACCUCUUCCCCUCCCACAUAUACCGCAUCUCGCCCAAUUGCCUCUCAUCACUCCAAACACAAUGUUCCGCACUUCCGUCGUCAAGGCUGCCCGCCUUCCCGCCACUACUCGCUACUUCUCCAGCUCCGUGCGUGUCUUCGCCGGUGAGACCGGCUCGGGCGCGUCGCGACCGGGUGGCAGCCGCCAAGGUGACGCUUUCACCAAGCGCGAGACCGCCGCCGAGGAAAUGUACAUCAAGCAGGAGGAGCACGCCAGACUCCUUGCGAUCCGCCAGAAGCUUCAGCAGCAGCAGAAGCACAUCGAAGAGCUCACCAAGCACAUCGACGAGGUCACCAAGCAGGAGGGUGGACAGGGCGAGCACCCCGGAGAGAGCAAGCCGUAAACGUUGACAGCACCGAUCGCUGAUGCAGCAUACCAGAACAGUGGAGGAGGAAUAUAGGCAGACUGCACCUCUGAUGGUCAGAUCCUGCACGGUGGCUGUUGUAAAACUAAGCAUGUUGGUCGCCUCUCACUCUUGAAGUAGCCGGACAAUGUAUACAUGAUCUACACACUGGUUGACAGACACGUCUAUACCGCAGACACCAAUAAUAACGAGUGACUCCAG